GUUUAUAUCCUUCAUUCCCUUGAAGAAGCUGCUUCAUUUCACUUGGCGUUUCCCUUGAACGGCAGAAGUGAAUCCCAAGUGCGCUGACAGUCAGGCUCUCCUGCUGUGAGAUGGGGCAGCAGGCACGAAGGCGCCUGAUAAUCUUUCCAGAGGAAGUGGUUUGUCUCAGAAUACAAUAAAGGUCUGAGUUACCAUCAGUUUUUCGAAAAACCACACCCAGAGUUUCUGGAGUAAUGGCCCGCUCCCUUUCUGCUCAGUAACUCUGAUUUUUCAACAGCGACUAAGCUGAACAAACGACAAACGCUACAACUGGGUCCCUGCGGAAAUUUGCAUUUUGGAAGACAAUGGAAUUUAUUGCCAAAGAAGCUGUCCUCUCAAGCUGCAGCCACUGAGAGGAUGGUCCGCCUGCCAGUUGCUGUCAGAAAGCACCGCCCUCGUAGAGGAAGCUAGGGCCACUUCCUCACUCUGAGAGAAGCAACAACAAAGUUAAAACGCUGAACCAGGAGGUUGCAGACGGAAUCAUAUCUUCAACUCAGUUUUCAAUCCCGAGCAACAUAGAAUGCAAGUCGGGUGCAUUAUUGCCUCCAUUAUACCCCACUGAGCAGGAAGGUCAACGUGUAAAGUGAACUACUGCAGCAAUGGCCCACCAAGAAAGUCUCAACAAUGACUCCCUGCUCUCAACUUUCUCGGCCUCACUGCCUCCGGGCAUCGGUAAUCACACUGUGGACACGGAUGACGUUGUCAAAGUUAUAAACCUGCAGCAUUUGAUCUCAAGAGGCGUUUACAUCUACAGUGUGUUUGGGCUGUUAGGGCUCCUGGCUGGGAUCAGCACCCUAAUUAUUUAUUUUGUAAGCAUUGUGAAGAAAAUAAAUUUGACGAUGCUGGGCAUCUUAGUCUUCACGGUGACGUUGGCUGACUUUGCGCUGGUGCUCUUUUCCAGCACCGAUCUGGUCAGGCCGAACCCUCUCACCACAUCCGCUCUGUGCUGCACCAUCCUCUCGUUUUCCUUCAACAUACCCUACUUCUACACGGCCCUCAUCCAGGUGGCCAUCUUCGCCUUCAAGGACAAGCUCGAUGCAGUGCAGGACGGGAGCGUCCUGCGCAGAUGCCUCAUCACCACCCUGACUGUAUUGGGGGUGAGCACCGCCUGCUCAGUGCUGGUCUCCACGCUGGCCGGUGUGGUUCAAGACCCGGGCGUGCAAGUCAACUGCUACCUCGAUCCGCUGGAGGCCCCGCCAAGUUACCGCAUCGUCAAGUUCCUCUUGGGGUUCCUGGUGCCGACACUCAUCGCCCUGAUCCUCAUUGUUCGUUUCUUCAUUCACUCCCGCUGCUCGGGCGGGUGUCAGCCCCCGCUCCUACUGCCCCUGGCGAUGUUCAUCGUGAGCUUCCUCUGCCGCCUGGUCUACAACACGAUGCUUCUGCUGCGGAGGGAGGCCGGCGACAGCUACGGGCUGUACAGGGAGGAGGCGAAGGCGGUGUUGGGCGAGCUGAUCCUGUUUGGCGGGAGCUGCCUCUGCCUCUGCCUCCUGUUCAUCGGCGUCUGCACAAGAACGAGCACAGUGCCGCAGGGAAUAGCCAUAUAACAAUUACAGCACGGAAACAGGCCGGCCACUCGGCCCUUCUAGUCCGUGCCGAACACUUAUUCUCACCUAGUCCCAUCUACCUGCACUCAGACCAUAACCCUCCAUUCCUUUCCCAUCCAUAUACCUAUCCAAUUUAUUUUUAAAUGAUAAAAUUGAACCUGCCUCCACCACUUCCACUGGAAGCUCAUUCCACACAGCUACCACACUCUGAGUAAAGAAGUUCCCCCUCAUGUUACCCCUAAACUUUUGUCCCUUAAUUCGCAAAUCAUGUCCUCGUGUUUGAAUCUUCCCUACUCUGGAAAAAGCUUAUCCACGUCAACUCUGUCUAUCCCUCUCAUCAUUUUAAAGACCCCUAUCAAGUCCCCCCUUAACCUUCUGCGCUCCAAAGAAUAAAGACCUAACGUGUUCAACCUUUCUCUGCGGGAGGAAACUGAAGAUCUCGGAGAUAACCCACGCAGGUCAUGGGGAGAACGUACAAACUCCGCGCAGACAGCACCCCUAAUCAGGAUCAAAGGUAUGAACAUUGACUUCUCUAACUUCAAGUAAUCCUUGCUUUCCCUCUCUCUCCAUCCCCUCCCCCUUCCCAGUUUUCCCACCAGUCUUACUGUCUCCGACUACAUCCUAUCUCUGUCCCACCCACUCCCCUGACAUCAGUCUGAGGAAGAGUCUCGACCGGAAACGUCACCCAUUCCUUCUCUCCAGAGAUGCUGACUGUCCCGCUGAGUUACUCCAGCAUUUUGUGUCUACCUGUUGACAUUAGUCUAUCUAUCUUUCGAGCAGACCGAGCCGCUGCCACCUCUCCGAGCCAAUCAUAAACCCCCAUUUACUGUGGCGUUACUAGCGGUAGGGGGCGCGGACAGUAUAUCCAGCUAUCGCUGUUGUGUUUUUGAUCACAAUAGUCACCGACAUUAGAGGGUUAACCAUUGUGAUCCAGCAUUAAGUAACUUCCCACUGAGAAACAGGCUUCCUUAUCUAUGUCUUAAGCUAAUGUGCUACAUUUACCAACGCUAUGCAUUCCCGGGCAAGAGAAAAGGGAAAACUCGUCUGAAACUUGUUUUGCCAAAUUCUCAUGAUCUUCUUCUGCACCUGGUCCACGAGAUAUGCCAAUUGCCCACAUCCGCAAACCCUUUCGUUAUCUUAUUAAAUUCCGAUCAAAAUGAAGUAAAUGAAGAUUUUAAUUUUUUUCCUCUACACGCUCCAACCCCUGCUGGGCCCUCGGCUCCAGGAACCAGAACCACAUGGCUCCCAACAUCGAGAUCAAGUAGCAGAUGUAGAUGCAGCCUCUCUGUACUGAACUCCACAUCCUCUCAUAUAUCGGCGAGACCAAGCACAGACUGGGCGAUCGUUUCGAUGAACACCUACACUCAGAUCGCAUUGGCCUACGCACAUGUUUGUAGGUUAAUUGGCUUGGGUAAAAUUUGUGAAUUGUCCCUCAUGUGUAGGAUACUGCUACUAUCGCUGGUCGGUGUGGAUUCGGUGGGUCCAUUGAAGGGUCCAUUUCUGCACUGUAUCUCUAAACGAAACUAAAACCACAAACUGACCACCGGGUGGCGCCAGCAAUGGCUGCCUCGCCAACAGUCAGUCUGUCCCUUCCUUCUUUGCUGUUUGUUUGUACGUGUUAAAUAUAUGUUUUAGUGUUCUUUAGUUUGUUUUAUGUGAGGGGGGGGGGGGUUGGGAAAAACUUUUUCUAAUCUCUUACCUCGAAGGAGUAUCGAAUCUCCGUCCGCACUGCGGCCUAACAUCAAGGAGUUGGCGGCCUUUGCUGGGGACCGACUUCGGGAGCCCCACGGCAAGAGUCUGCGGACUUUAACAUUGUGGAGCCCGCGGUCUCUGAUUAGAGACCGACUUCUGGAGUUCCAUCGCAGGAGCUUCGACCGCCCCGACGCAGGGAGAAUAAAGAGGAAGAUGAUUGGACUUUAUUGCCUUCCAUCACAGUGAGGAAUGUGGGGAAUCCACUGUGGUGGAUGUUUAUGUUAACUUUUAUGUAGUUGUGUGUCUUGGUGCUUUUGUUAGUAUGGCUGUAUGGUAAUUCACAUAUCACUGUAGCUUAAUUGGUACACAUGACAAUAAACUGGCCUUGAAACCUUGAACGUUGAA
Messenger RNA from Leucoraja erinaceus (little skate), 3680 nucleotides. RefSeq lists its product as uncharacterized. Lineage: Eukaryota; Metazoa; Chordata; Chondrichthyes; Rajiformes; Rajidae. The coding region runs from base 639 to 1583 and encodes 314 amino acids. The transcript is spliced from 2 exons. The record is from RefSeq and is a predicted model, not a curated record.